UUAAACUGAUAGAUACAAACAUUGAAGAAUCUUCAACUAUAUAUAUAUAUUUAUAUUUAUAACUUGCACUUGCACUGUACUCCAGCUUAUUGUUUUUCUUGUUCUUCUUCCGCCAUGGCUCUAAGUGUAGGCGACGACGCGCAGGCGCCACCUCACUUCGUCCUGUUCCCGUACAUGGCGCAAGGCCACAUACUUCCCAUUGUCGACAUCGCACGCCUCCUCGCCGCCCGUGGCGUCGCCGCCACCAUACUCUUAACUCCAAUCAACAGCCGGCGGAUCAGCCCGCUGAUCGACCGCGCCGCCGCCUCAGGGCUGCCGAUUCGCGUCGCCUUAGUCAAGUUCCCUUGCGCCAAAGUCGGGCUGCCCGAAGGCUGCGAGAACUUCGACAUGCUCCCUUCGACCCACGACGCCAUUAAAUUAACGACCGGCGCCGCCUUGAUGAAGGACGACGUCGAAAACUUGCUGAAAGACCGCCUCCACCCCCGCCCAACCUGCCUGAUUUCCGACAUGCUUCUUCCAUGGACGACCAAUCUGGCCCUCAAUUUGGGCAUUCCUCGCAUCGUUUUCCACGGGACCUCCUGUUUCGCUCACGCCAUGUGGAAUGUUCUAGAAGCUUCCGAAUCCGUCAAGGCUGUCGCGUCGGAUACGGAAUACUUCACGGUGCCCGAUUUACCGGAUACAGUUCAGAUUACCAAAGCUCAGAUUCGAGGGACGACAACUCAAAUCACUCCGGAUUGGUACGUUGUGCAGCAAGAUUUCUUCGAAGCUGAGAGGAAAUCGUUCGGGGCAGUGUUCAACACGUUCGAAGAUCUCGAGCUGAAAUACGUUGAACACUAUAGGAAGAUACGUUGCGAAAGGGCUUGGUGCAUCGGCCCGGUGUCGAUGUGCAAUAAGGAUGAGGUAGACAAGGCUGAGAGGGGCAACAGGGCUGCCAUUGACGAGCACAAAUGCUUGACGUGGCUCGAUUCGCGCGAUCACGGUUCUGUUAUGUUCGUCUGCCUUGGAAGCUUGUCGCGGAUGGAUGCCGGGCAGAUGAUCAAGCUAGGGUUAGCUUUGGAGGCAUCGGGACGAUCUUUCGUAUGGGCUGUGAAGAAGUCGACCAAUGAAUUUAAAGCAUGGCUUAGCAAAGAAAAUUACGAGGAAAGGGUUAAAGGGCGUGGGCUAUUGAUCCAUGGGUGGGCGCCGCAGUUGUUGAUAUUGUCCCAUGCCUCAAUCGGGGGGUUCUUGACGCAUUGUGGAUGGAAUUCGAUAAUGGAAGGAAUCUCGGCCGGGUUGCCUAUGGCUACGUGGCCAUUUUUCGGCGAGCAGUUUAUCAACGAGAAGUUUUUGGUGGAUGUGAUGAAGACAGCCGUGAGUAUCGGCGUAAUGCCGGUGCUUUUUGGGGAGGAAUAUACCGUGGGAGCGCACGUGACGAGCGAUGAGAUAAGGAUGGCAAUUGAUCAGGUCAUGGAUGGAGGAGACGAAGGGAAAAAGAGGCGAGAGAGGGCGAGGAAGCUCGGGGAAAUGGCGAGAAGGGCGACGGCGGAAGACGGGUUGUCGUACGUGGAUAUGACGAGGCUCAUUCAAGACGUGCAAAAUUUUUAAGGAGUAAAUGUUAGUGUUCGAACUGCUGAAAUGUGGUACAUCAAGCGGUUGAGCAUGAUGACAUGUAAUUAUACUUGUGCAUCGGAGUUAAUUAAGAGGAAUUCUAAAGUCACUUUGCAUCGGUUGAUUA
This is a messenger RNA of Andrographis paniculata, 1714 nucleotides long. RefSeq names its product UDP-glycosyltransferase 73C4-like. The transcript has a single exon. The record is from RefSeq and is a predicted model, not a curated record. NCBI's taxonomy places the organism in Eukaryota, Viridiplantae, Streptophyta, Magnoliopsida, Lamiales, Acanthaceae. The coding region runs from base 115 to 1584 and encodes 489 amino acids. Gene Ontology annotation, molecular function: UDP-glycosyltransferase activity.